AUGGCGAUGUGUUUUACUGAUGUAUGGCCUGAUAAAGACAAGGAUGGGGUGAAGGAAGCAAGCCAAAGGAGGGCAAGAGAGAAGAGCGGGGAGAUGACGGCGAUGCGAGGGCGUGCACAGGAGGGUGGCACAGGCCACGUCUGGCUCAAUCACAGGGUGGCACAGGCCACGUCUGGCUCAAUCACAGGGUGGCACAGGCCAAGCCUGGCACAAUCACACAGAGGCACAGGCCACGUCUGGCUCAAUCACAGGGUGGCACAGGCCACGCCUGGCACAAUCACACGGAGGCACAGGCCAAGCCUGGCACAAUCACACAGUGGCACAGGCCACGCCUGGCACAAUCACACGGAGGCACAGGCCACGCCUGGUACAAUCACACAGAGGCACAGGCCAAGCCUGGCACAAUCACACGAUGGCACAGGCCACGCCUGGCACAAUCACACGGAGGCACAGGCCACAUCUGGCUCAAUCACAGGGUGGCACAGGCCAAGCCUGGCACAAUCACACGGAGGCACAGCCCACGUUUGGCUCAAUCACAGGGUGGCACAGGCCACAUCUGGCUCAAUCACAGGGUGGCACAGGCCAAGCCUGGCACAAUCACACGGAGGCACAGGCCAAGCCUGGCACAAUGACACGGAGGCACAGGCCAAGCCUGGCACAAUGACACGGAGGCACAGGCCACGCCUGGCACAAUCACACGGAGGCACAGCCCACGUUUGGCUCAAUCACAGGGUGGCACAGGCCACGCCUGGCACAAUUACACGGAGGCACAGGCCACAUCUGGCUCAAUCACACGGAGGCACAGGCCACGCCUGGCACAAUCACACGGAGGCACAGCCCACGUUUGGCUCAAUCACAGGGUGGCACAGGCCACACCUGGCACAAUCACACGGAGGCACAGGCCACAUCUGGCUCAAUCACACGGAGGCACAGGCCAAGCCUGGCACAAUCACACGGAGGCACAGGCCAAGCCUGGCACAAUGACACGGAGGCACAGCCCACGUUUGGCUCAAUCACAGGGUGGCACAGGCCACAUCUGGCUCAAUCACAGGGUGGCACAGGCCAAGCCUGGCACAAUGACACGGAGGCACAGGCCACGCCUGGCACAAUGACACGGAGGCACAGGCCACGCCUGGCACAAUCACACGUAGGCACAGCCCACAUUUGGCUCAAUCACAGGGUGGCACAGGCCACGCCUGGCACAAUCAC
This is a messenger RNA of Brienomyrus brachyistius, 1209 nucleotides long. Its product is annotated as filaggrin-2-like. Lineage: Eukaryota; Metazoa; Chordata; Actinopteri; Osteoglossiformes; Mormyridae. The record is from RefSeq and is a predicted model, not a curated record. The transcript has 3 exons. Bases 1 to 984 code for a protein of 327 amino acids.